Molecule: messenger RNA, 551 nt
Organism: Branchiostoma floridae (Florida lancelet)
Lineage: Eukaryota; Metazoa; Chordata; Leptocardii; Amphioxiformes; Branchiostomatidae
Product: bis(5'-nucleosyl)-tetraphosphatase [asymmetrical]-like
Exons: 2
Coding region: 41-475 (144 amino acids)
Biological process (GO): ATP biosynthetic process; AMP biosynthetic process
Molecular function (GO): bis(5'-nucleosyl)-tetraphosphatase (asymmetrical) activity
Source: RefSeq, a predicted model, not a curated record
AACUCCCCCAAGAACUUAGUGGUACAUUCCACAAUACAACAUGGCCUCAUCGCAAGCGCUACGUGCCGCUGGUCUCAUAAUUUUCCGCCGUGUCCCGCAAAUCCAGUAUCUUCUGCUUCAAACGUCAUACGGGCAGCAUCACUGGACACCACCGAAAGGGCAUGUUGAUCCCGGCGAGUCAGACCUCGAAACUGCGUUGCGAGAGACGCAGGAAGAAGCCGGCCUGACAACAGAACAUCUCAACAUCGUGGACAACUUCAAGAAGGUCUUGGAAUACAACGUGAGGGGGAAGCCCAAGACGGUGAUAUACUGGCUGGCGGAACUGAAGAACAGCGACACGCCCGUGGUGUUGUCAGACGAGCAUCAGAAGUUUGAGUGGCUAGGGCUGGAGGAGGCGUGCGCGUACUCCGGGUACCAGGACAUGCAGGAGGCGCUCAGAGAUGCGCACUUCUUCCUAAACACUCAAAAUACAUGACGAUUCUCAGGAAAAUGAGAGCAGUUUUUUUUUUUUUAGAUACCAGCAAAGUGUAAUUUUACUACAAUAAAGAUAA